Penicillium cinerascens is the source of this 1833-nucleotide messenger RNA. RefSeq names its product acetyltransferase SAS4-like domain-containing protein. The record is from RefSeq and is a predicted model, not a curated record. The transcript has 2 exons. NCBI's taxonomy places the organism in Eukaryota, Fungi, Ascomycota, Eurotiomycetes, Eurotiales, Aspergillaceae. Bases 1 to 1833 code for a protein of 610 amino acids. Gene Ontology annotation, molecular function: histone acetyltransferase activity. Gene Ontology annotation, cellular component: SAS acetyltransferase complex.
AUGGCUCUCCUGCCGCGGCCGUCCCUCCGCGGCUCUGUGCGACGGACGCCCGACGAGCCCUUCGACGACGGUCUCGCACCACCGGCCAAGAAACAGCGCACCUUGUGGGAGACCGGCUUGCGCCGCCGAAAGAGUUCUCCUGAUUGCCUCGACACAACCCAGAAUGAUGGCUCGACCGCCGACGCACAACACGCCAAUCCUCCCUUGAAGGCCGCGCGACCGAGGACGUCCACCCGUCGCACUCGCAGAGCCUCCGUUUCCUCCAUCGAUACGGUCGCAUCAGACACCCAAUUAAAUGCCUUGGGAAAUUCCCAUACGAACGGCAAUUGCGCCGUCGCGGCCUCCCAUGCGCCCGACCGAGAUACGCCUUCCGGAAAAGCCUCUGCCAAUUUGUCACGCGGCGCUCGCGAGUCCCCAGACCCAUUGGACACAAUUUCACCGGCAGCGAGUAGGACACCCGCUAAGUCGCGCCUUCGGGCAUCGUCUGGCGCUGCGGAGGCAGAGAACAAGCCCAAUAAGUCACCUAGUACAAUGCGCACCACCCGGCACACAGAACACAAGGCAGAGACAGCCGAUACCGUCAAAUCAGAGCACAAGGAGGACGCACCAGACGCACAUGUAGGUGAUGCGACUCAGUCGCAGCAAAGCCGCAAGAGCGAUGCCGUUGAGAGCGAACAGCCUGACCCUGCACACACAGCGGACGGCAGGCGUUCAUUGCGCUCGGCAGAUACUGGUUCGCGAUGUAAGAGUGAGCUGGCGCAAUAUUUCUACAACUACGAGCAGAUUGUCAGUCUCGAGACUCCCAAGCCCGAAAUGCUUGGUGCGACCACGACUAUCACGCUCAUAAAUAAUUUGUCUGAACCAUUACCUUUGGCAUCUACACCGGACCCCAUGCCUUUUGGUAAUCCACUUCACAAGCUCUAUAAUUGUGAGGUUAUUACUCUACCCAAGCCAACAUCAAAGUCUACUGGCGUGGACCCUCUGAGCGAAGAGCUAUACUUUCGUGCACAUCGUAAAUUCGAGCGUCAGGAAAAGCAGCUCCGAAACAUCGAGCGCGACCGUGCUCAGCAUAAAGAACAGCAAAUCGAACAACUUCUCGAGGACCUACGCGGUCACGACUGGUUGCGCGUGAUGGGUCUACCGGGAGUCCAUGAAAGUGAGAAGAAGCUCUACGAGCCAAAGCGGAAGAUUCUCAUUCAAGAAAUGGUAGCGCUGGUAAACAAAUUCCAGGCCUGGAGGGAUGAAGAAAGACGUCGCAAACUCGCCAAAGACAAACCAUUACCAACCGCAGACGACGCGGAGUCCCGGCGCUCACGAAAACGCUCAAGGCCCGCAGAGGACAACGAAGAAAGCUCUUCCCUCCCAGAAACACCCAGCACACCAGACCUGAACGACGUCGACGCAUUAGCCGCGCACCAGCUCCACCAAGAAGCUCGCUCUGCUUCGGAUGCCAAGCGCCGCAAAUCCGUGUCUGAAGCUCGCAAACCCAAAGCUCGCUCUGACGCAGAUGACACUCCAUCUAAUGAAAAGGGCCAUGCAAAACGCCCAAAGCCUCAACCCUCCAACCCUCCUAUCCAUGCUCCUUUCUAUUACCCUGUCCCUGACAAACCAUUUACCUCGUUCUUCCGAGACCGUCACGCUCGCGACGUCGCCGUGGCCGCUAUCACUGGCAAUCGCCGUGGCCGAUCACGUAAUGUCCUCGCAUUUGGUCAGCCCAUUCCGGAAGUCGAAAAGUCUGAGUUUGGGCCAGAUCCAGAACUUCUCACUGAAGAGGCUAUCCAGGCUUCGCGGCGGCAGCGGCGUCGGUUGACGAGGCGGAGUGCGGCUGGUUAA